Molecule: messenger RNA, 2455 nt
Organism: Hippocampus zosterae (dwarf seahorse)
Lineage: Eukaryota; Metazoa; Chordata; Actinopteri; Syngnathiformes; Syngnathidae
Gene: zic1
Product: zic family member 1 (odd-paired homolog, Drosophila)
Exons: 3
Coding region: 113-1537 (474 amino acids)
Biological process (GO): regulation of transcription by RNA polymerase II; central nervous system development
Cellular component (GO): nucleus
Molecular function (GO): DNA-binding transcription factor activity, RNA polymerase II-specific; RNA polymerase II cis-regulatory region sequence-specific DNA binding
Source: RefSeq, a predicted model, not a curated record
GGGUUGGGGUGGAGGGACGACGACGACGACGACGACGACGAAUAUCUGCGCGUGAUUUUUUCAGCCGCGUCCUCAGUCGCGUCGGCGCGCGCGCAAGAGCGAGAGGGCGAAGAUGCUCCUGGACGCCGGGCCUCAGUACCCCGCCAUCGGAGUGAGCACUUUCGGCUCCGCGCGGCACCACUCGACGGCCGAGGUGACGGAGCGGGAAGUGGCGCUGGGCAUCAACCCGUUCGCGGACGGCAUGGGCGCCUUCAAGAUUAACCACGGCUCCCACGAGCAGGCGGCGUUCUCCGCGCAGGCGCCGGCGGGCUACGCGGCGGCGGCCGCCCUGGGCCACCAUCACCACCACCACCACCACCACCACCCGGGCCACGUCGGCUCUUACUCGGCGGCGGCCUUCAACUCCACGCGGGACUUUCUGUUUAGGAACCGCGGGUUCGGCGAGGCGGCGGCGGCGGCGGGCGCGCAGCACAGCCUGUUCGCCUCGGCGGCGGCGGCGGCGGCGGGCGGCUUCGCCGCGGGACCCCACGGACACUCGGAGGCGGCGGGCCACCUGCUCUUCCCGGGCCUGCACGAGCAGGCGGCGGCGGCGGGCCACGCGUCCUCCAACGCGGUCGGCGGCCAGAUGCGCCUGGGCUUCGGCGGCGACGUGUACGGCCGCGCGGCGGCCGAGCAGUACGGCCACGUCGCCAGCCCGCGCUCCGACUACGCGUCCGCGCAGCUGCACGGCUACGGCCCCGUCAACGUCAACAUGAACAUGGCCGCGCACCACGGCGCCGGCGCCUUCUUCCGCUACAUGCGGCAGCCCAUCAAACAGGAGCUCAUCUGCAAGUGGAUCGAGCCCGAGCAGCUGGCCAGCCCCAAGAAGUCGUGCAACAAGACCUUCAGCACCAUGCACGAGCUGGUCACGCACCUGACCGUGGAGCACGUGGGGGGCCCCGAGCAGACCAACCACAUCUGCUUCUGGGAGGAGUGCUCCCGCGAGGGCAAGCCCUUCAAGGCCAAGUACAAGCUGGUCAAUCACAUCCGCGUGCACACGGGCGAGAAGCCCUUCCCGUGCCCCUUCCCGGGCUGCGGCAAAGUCUUUGCGCGCUCGGAAAACCUCAAAAUCCACAAAAGGACGCACACCGGUGAGAAGCCGUUCAAGUGCGAGUUCGACGGCUGCGACCGCCGCUUCGCCAACAGCAGCGAUCGCAAGAAACACAUGCACGUGCACACGUCCGACAAGCCCUACUUGUGCAAAAUGUGCGACAAGUCCUACACGCACCCGAGUUCGCUGCGCAAACACAUGAAGGUCCACGAGUCGAGCAACCCGGGCUCGCAGCCGUCCCCCGCGGCCAGCUCGGGGUACGAGUCGUCCACUCCCCCCACCAUCGUGUCCCCGUCGGCGGAGAACCCGAGCAGCGGCAGCUCAGUGUCGCCCACGGCCCCCGUGGCCGUGCAGCAUCACGCCGCAGCCGCCGCCGCCGCUGCCGCCGCCGCGGCGGGUGGCCACGGCGGCGCGCUCACGUCCAAUUUCAAUGAAUGGUACGUGUAAAAAAAAUAUAUAUAUUUCUGGGGAAAGGGCUGGGUUAAAAAAAAAUCGGGGUAAAGAGGGUUUUUUUUUUGUUGGUGGACUGCAAAGACUUUUUGGAGCGUGGACUUAAAGAAUGCAUGGACCAAAAAAGAGAAAAGAAGGAGCCAACUUUUUUUAUUAUUGUUAUUUUUUUUACCUAAGGACUGCUCCGAUAGUUGCAAAACGGGCGAAGGGGGGGACGAGCGGGAAUUGUUUUUGUACAUAGCACAACCAAGAUGGAAAGGAAACAAACAUGUAAUAUUUUAUUUUGUAAAUAUCAUAAGUGGGGGAAGGAGGGGGGGGGGGCGGUUGUCAAGAAAAAAAAAUAUGCUCCCUUGAUAUAUGGACAAUAGACGCCACUGAAAAAGAAUGUUCUAGUCGUGUACCAAAUGUGAAUGAUUCCCAGUAUUACAAGGUGGAGCUUCUAGUAUUAAAUGUGCUUGUUUUUUUUGUUUGUUUGUUGCCAUCAUGUAUAGCCCAGCGUGCAGCAUUCUCGUCCCAAAAAGUUGGAGUAGCACACUUUUAAUCCUUGUUGUUAUUUAAAUGUCAUGUCGACGAAAUCGUGUCGAAUAGUGAAAAAGCCUGAACAAUUCCGUGUCAACCUGUUUAUUAUGUAUACGUGAUAAAUAUACACAAAAAAGUCACCUGUGUUGUCUGAAAGCAAGUAUUAUUAUUAUUAUUAUUAUUAUUAUUCUGAGACGUGUAUAACUAGCUGACUUUUCCAUAUUUAUCCGCAUGUUUUUAUAUUUGAUUUUUUUAGAAGUGCUCGCUAUUUAUGGAGAAAUGCGCUCGUAUGUUAAAUCUAGUUUCGAUUCAACAACAACCACUAAAAUGUUUGGAUACAUUUUCGUACUAUAUUCAACGAUUAAAAAAAUGCGAAUGCAAAACCAAAAAGAAAAA